Eutrema salsugineum is the source of this 1257-nucleotide messenger RNA. RefSeq names its product senescence-specific cysteine protease SAG12. The transcript has 3 exons. NCBI's taxonomy places the organism in Eukaryota, Viridiplantae, Streptophyta, Magnoliopsida, Brassicales, Brassicaceae. The coding region runs from base 34 to 1077 and encodes 347 amino acids. The record is from RefSeq and is a predicted model, not a curated record. Gene Ontology annotation, cellular component: lysosome. Gene Ontology annotation, molecular function: cysteine-type endopeptidase activity.
AUUAGUAUCAAAAUCUUUCUACUUUUCUAAAUAAUGGCUUCUAAACAAAUCCAAAUCUUUCUCAUAGUCUCUCUCAUUUCAUCAUUCUGUUUAUCAAUCACUCUUUCUCGUCCUCUCGACGACAAUGAACUCAUCAUGCAAAAGAGGCACGACGAGUGGAUGGCUAAACACGGACGUGUUUACGCAGAUAUGAAAGAGAAAAACAAUCGCUACGUCGUGUUCAAACGCAACGUGGAACGCAUUGAACGCUUAAACAACGUUCCUGCGGGAAGAACGUUUAAACUAGCGGUGAAUCAGUUUGCUGAUCUAACCAACGACGAAUUCCGUUCUAUGUACACUGGUUACAAAGGAGGCUCGGUGUUGUCUAGCCAAAGUGGAACAAAAACGUCGUCGUUUAGGUACCAAAACGUUUCUUCCGGUGCCUUGCCGGUUUCUGUUGAUUGGAGAAAGAAAGGAGCUGUGACUCCUAUCAAGAAUCAAGGCACUUGCGGAUGUUGUUGGGCGUUUUCAGCGGUUGCGGCUAUUGAAGGAGCAACAAAGAUAAAGAAAGGAAAGCUUAUCUCCUUGUCCGAACAACAGCUUGUUGACUGCGACACAAACGAUUUUGGCUGCAGCGGUGGCUUAAUGGAUACUGCGUUUGAGCACAUAAUGGCGACUGGCGGUUUAACCACUGAGUCAAAUUAUCCUUACAAAGGCAAAGACGCUACUUGCAAGAUCAAGAACACUAAACCGACAGCAACUUCUAUCACAGGUUAUGAGGAUGUCCCGGUUAACGACGAGAAAGCCCUAAUGAAGGCAGUGGCACACCAACCUGUUAGCAUUGGAAUUGAAGGAGGUGGUUUUGAUUUUCAAUUCUAUGGCUCCGGUGUGUUCACCGGAGAGUGCACGACGUAUCUUGAUCAUGCGGUGACUGCGGUUGGAUACGGCCAAUCUAGCAACGGAUCAAAGUAUUGGAUCAUCAAGAAUUCUUGGGGGACAAAAUGGGGAGAAAGUGGUUACAUGAGGAUUAAAAAAGAUGUGAAGGAUAAAAAAGGACUAUGUGGUCUUGCCAUGAAAGCUUCUUACCCAACUAUAUGAAAAAGGGUUUAUUACCCGGUUCAGCAUUUAAAUGUGUAUAUGUAUGUGUGGGUUCUAUGUCUAAAAGUGAUGAUUGAAUAGUUUGUGGUUAUAUUUAUAAGUCUUUGUUGUAUGCAAUUUGUAAAAUUGUAAGCUUAUGUGAUGCAAAAGAUUUGACAAGUUCAAAUUGUUUCUUUCAAA